Molecule: messenger RNA, 5385 nt
Organism: Camponotus floridanus (Florida carpenter ant)
Lineage: Eukaryota; Metazoa; Arthropoda; Insecta; Hymenoptera; Formicidae
Product: protein bric-a-brac 1
Exons: 9
Coding region: 568-2628 (686 amino acids)
Biological process (GO): regulation of transcription by RNA polymerase II
Cellular component (GO): nucleus
Molecular function (GO): DNA binding; protein binding
Source: RefSeq, a predicted model, not a curated record
GUCGCAGUGUGUACAUCAGUUGUCUAUACUGCGGAACGUCUCGCCGCGCGCAGCAGUUUUUUUUCGCAGUGAUUUUAGUCGAGUUUUCGCGUGACGGAUCGCCACGCGACGCUUCUCACGACUCGCAGUUCCGGGCCGAUCUCACGAGUUUCGACACAUACGUCUCCUCGCACAUUUUCGCAUCUUUCACGCUUCUUUUCCAUUCAUCGUUUUGGCCGGAGGAUCGCGGGGAGGCGUCAACGCGCAGACGGACUUCGACGAGAGCAAUGCACCCCGCAUGGAAAAAGCGCAGCCUCUACUGCGAGCGGUAUCGACAGCGUACGAAGACAUGUAACGUACAGAUGCGGCCUUGUUACUGAUCCGAUCAGGCCAAACGUCAUCGACGACAAGAAUCCGGGGCGAGACGCACCACGAGGAGAUCGGAAAGAGAUAAACAAAGAGAAGGAGAGGAACAGGUUGAAGAGAAAGCGUAAGAGGAAGCGUGCGGUGCAAUAGAGAAGGAGAGGAAGGAGGAAGAGAUACUCUCUCUGCGGAACGAGACAAGUAGAAGCCACAUCGCGCUCGAUCAUGACGCAGCAAAGCGGUGCUGGGUCACCCCAGCAAUUUUGUUUGCGCUGGAAUAACUAUCAGACUAAUCUAACAAACGUCUUCGAUCAACUCUUACAGAGCGAAAGCUUCGUGGACGUGACCUUAGCCUGCGACGGGCACAGCGUCAAGGCCCACAAGAUGGUCUUGUCGGCCUGCAGUCCGUAUUUUCAAGCGCUCUUCUUCGAUAACCCCUGCCAACACCCGAUCGUCAUCAUGAAGGACAUCAAAUGGCCGGAACUCAAGGCUGCGGUCGAAUUCAUGUACAAGGGCGAGAUCAACGUCUCCCAAGAGCAGAUCGGGCCGCUGCUCAAGGUCGCGGAGAGUCUCAAAAUUCGCGGCCUCGCGGACGUUAACAGCGAACAGGAACUAACGUCCAGACCGACUCUGGAAGAGGUCGCGACCGCGGCGUUGCAGCGGAAAAAACGCCGCCGGAUGUCCGGCGAACGUUCGCCGUCCAGCACGCAUCACAGUCCGGAACACGGUUCCGGUAGCAUUGCCGACGAUCAAGAAGUGAUGGCCGGCAACAUUGUCGUGCCCGAUAUCCACAACAUGAUACCACCGACCGCCAGCUCGACACCUAGGUCCUUGGGCUCGCCUAGCACGCCUAGUAUGCCUAGCAUCUCCGUCACGCCGCAGAUCAAUCUGCAGGAGCUUCCUGUCUCGCUGCCCUUACCACCACCCCCGCCGCCACCGCCGCAGGGACAGCAGAGUUCGCACCCCCUGUCGACCCACCACGUGCCCGGCCACGUGACUUCCGGUCCGCACGCGCCCGUCAACCACCUGGGCGCCCACGGUCAACCGCUCAGCGUGCAGCAGCAGCAGCAGCAACAGCAGCAGCAACAGCAGCAACAGCAGCAGCAUCAUCAACAGGGCGCCGCCAGUCAGACUGUCGGUGACGAUCUUGAGAUCAAGCCCGGCAUCGCGGAGAUGAUUCGGGAGGAGGAAAGGGCCAAGUUGUUGGAGUCGUCCCACGCUUGGCUCGGCGCCUCCACUUCCAGUAUAGCAGCAGACAGCUACCAGUACCAGCUCCAAUCCAUGUGGCAAAAAUGCUGGAACACCAACCAGAGCCUGGUGCACAAUCUGCGCUUUCGAGAACGCGGACCCCUCAAGUCCUGGCGGCCGGAAACUAUGGCAGAGGCGAUCUUCAGCGUCCUAAAGGAAGGGCUUUCCCUCAGCCAAGCGGCAAGAAAAUACGACAUCCCCUAUCCAACGUUCGUUUUGUACGCUAAUCGAGUGCACAAUAUGCUGGGGCCUAGCGCCGACGGUGGGGCUGAUCUGCGCCCAAAGGGAAGAGGAAGACCGCAGAGGAUUCUGCUGGGUGUCUGGCCGGACGAGCACAUCCGUGGUGUGAUUCGCGCGGUGGUAUUCCGCGACGGGCACUCACCCCAUAUCGUCAAAGAGGAGCCGACCACGAUAUACCCUACCCUGGCGAACUACGCGGCCUGCAACGGUCCGGAAGGCGCGGUCAGCCCGGGUGCGGCGGCCGCGGCCGCGGUUGCGGCGGUCGCUCAAGGUCUUCGACAUCAGAUGUGCAGUAUGGUAGCGGCAGCGCAUUCGCAGCAACACGACAUGAUGGCGACGAAUUUGUCGACGAAUCUGUCGACAAGCCUGUCCUCUAGUCUGUCGUCAAAUUUACAGGCAGCGAUGCAAGCUAGCCAGCAUCACAAUAACAAUAAUACAAGUGGCAGUAACGCGAGUGGCCUCGGUGGCAGUGGUAUUGGCAACAAUGGCAAUUCCCCAUUGAAUCUCGGUCUAGCGAGUCCAGGUUCGGGCGGACCACCCGAGAGCCCGAUGGAGAGUCCUCUGGCGAGUCCGUUGGGUCCGCUGAUGGAUCCGGCGGGUCACCUACCUAGCAGCGUGGAGGUCGGCAUCGGCGUGAGCGGCAUGACGUAUAAACCGGCGCGAAGCUUCGUCAGUCCGCGUCCGGAGAAUCUCUUCCAAGAGGACAUCGCCGACCUGGUGAAGAGUCCCCACGGUCUCAAAGACAAAGAUAAGAUUCCAGUGAAGCUCGAGCCGCUCACGGACUCGCGCUGCGAAUAGUAAGCCAUCGUUACGGUGGCUAUGGGACGAGGAGCGGAAACGACGACGUCACCGCUGCAAGAUCACCGGCCAAGGAAGAACGAGGAGCGUCGAUGACACCUUAGGAGGACCUCUCUCUUCGAAGCCGUUAACGGUCGAGGCCCGGUGAUGCGGAUCGGUAGGUGCUGAGAGUCACUUUGACGCCUCUCGCGAAGAAUCGAGCUUUGUCCGAUUCACUUUGCGGCACUUUGCCUCCUCGCGCGCGGGAGAGAGUUUAUAGUAUAUAUGUAUAACAUAUACGUGACUCUGAACAUUGUACGCGAGCGCGAUAUAUUGUGCAUACGAGUAGAAGGAUGUUAGAGAGAAAGAGGCUUACAAUCAAAAAAAAAAUACAGAAACACAGCGUAAACGAGAUAAGCGUAGAGAGUUUCUCGCCUGGUUUAAUAUCGAGCAAGUAUGAUUUAGCGAUCGUGAAGACUAGACGAAAAUCGCUCAAUCGAUUCUCCUGCAACAGGAAAGAGAAAAACAGAGAAAAAAGAGAGAGUAAAACCUUCUUCUAGCGAACAUACUAUAGCUAUUGGGUUGCCGGCGCCCCGCGAGUGCGCCGCCACCUUUUUCCAAUCUAGAUAGUCGUGUCAUCGUCGUGUCGUACAGACUAUGUACAUGUAAUAAAGGUAAAACCUACACGCUACACACGAGCGCAUAUAUGAACAUACAUACACUCACACACGAGAAACACGAGCGCGCCAUACACAAGAUACACAUUCGAAAAUUUAUACCUACGCAUAUAUGAUAACUGUACUUUUAAUGCCAAAUGUAUAAUAACUCGUAAGGGGUCGCCUACUGCCGAAUGAUUGAUUAUUCGAGACAAAUCUCGACGAGAGAGUAAGCCGCCUCGAACAGAGCUAGUUGUACUAUCGAGUCCUUACACAACAUGUCAUGGAUCAGUUUGUGAUAUACCUUGAUAAUUCUUAGGUAUCACGCAAAGGUUUGCUUUAAAUUAUUUUAAGAAACUAAAAGUAAGAUUUUUUUUUAUUAUUAAUAUACAUCGCGAAAAAAAUUAUAGAUAUCGCGAAAUUAUUUUUUAUUUUUGUAAAUUAUUUUGUAAACAUAAAUCAUAUACAUAUGUAUGAUUUAUGAGAGAUAUACGCUAAAUGGAUCUGGUUUUUUAUACUGCUUCGAUAAUGUAAAGUUUUCUUUCUUUCUGCGUCGAACGUCUUAACAUAAGUAAGCGGACGAUAAAUUUUGCUACGAAUCUCUCCGAAACAGAAAAUCUCAAUUUUGUCCACGACGCUUUGUGCAAGAGUACUAUUUUUUUGAUGGGCAGUAAGCGACGUCACUGAUCUAAGCUCGAUAAAAGAACGUGAGGGAGGUGUACAAAAUUCACUAUGACUGUCUACCAAGCAAGAAAAAACGAGCAAAAAGAAAAAUUAGGGAGUGAAAGAAAGAGAGAGAAAGAACGACAGAAGGAAAAAGGUAAGACAAAGUAUUUAGAGACGGAGAAAACAAAUUUAACGGCUUAUAAAGCGAGCACACUCUAGGCCGAGAUGAUCGCUAUAACGUUAUUAAGUAUAAUGAUUGCCUUCCUGCCAUAUUUGGGGUAUGCCAAGUAUAAAAAUUAUAAGGUUUAGGGAUUAGGGAACGAGAAACUGUGGCUCGACAUGACAGACCGUGUCGAAAUUUCGGUGAGUUCGGCGACCACGAAUGUGUGCAUCGGUGCGAGAUUACGAAUCUGAAUACGGGCCUGAAUGCGAAUGUGAACGCUAGUACGAACGCGAGUAUGAACGGAUGAAAGAGUGAAUGAAUUGAAAAAAAAACUCGUGUGCGUGCGUUUCUUCUUUCGAAAGAUCGUGCUAUUUUUCAAAAUUUUACAUGUCGCGCGUGAUUUCGAGUCCUCGACAAUCGAUGAACGAGCCGUGCCGACCAGUUGGAGUGAAGAAGUAUUUUAAUACCGAGCAAGAUUACGUACGAUUAAAAUUUAUUGAAGUUAGUAGAUCGUCUUUGCAAAAUUGAGUCAAUUUGAAAUCCUAGACUUGCCAAGUAUUACUUUUCAAAAUGAUGCUAAUGUAAAGAUCCUCAUUUGAUCAUUAUUACUGUGAAUAAGCAGACAUUUUUAUUAUUAUAAAAUUCUAAUAAAAUCGGGCAAAAUUAUCGGGCGCAAUUAAAAUUCAUUGGAUCUUAUAAUCGAUCAUCUAUGCUAAAUUCGGUUCUGCAAUUUCAAAUUGGAUUAUCAUAAAGUAUCGUUUUUCGAUGGUGCUAAUCUGAAAGUUUCAUUAAUAUCACUAUAAACGAAUCGAUAGUUUUUCAAACAAUUUACUUCUAAAUGUAUUUAUCGUAACAAAAAAGAAACGGAAUUUUUUGAGAAAUCUAAUAUCGGCACGCUAGUUCGCGCACGCGCGCGCGCGCGUGUGAAACGGAGAGAGAAAGAAAAAGUGUGUAAGAAUGAGAGAAAGAGAGAGAAAGAGACUCAAUGUAAGUGUAAAAAAUAAACAAAAAAAAUCGAAGUGGCCUUCGGUGAAAGGGAAAGAUCAUCGCUUUUCGCUUUUGCUCGUACGAGGCUUUUGGCGAAACAAGCCAUCCGUGUUAUCCAUUUGUCUGGGGAAACUUUUACGAAAGAGAGGAUUAAAAAAAUCACAGAAGGAAGAAAAUUGAUUCUCGCGCCACGCUCAUGCAGCCAGAAUAUUUCCGGAUGAAGAAAGAGGAAGGAAUCGCGCGUUCGUAGCACGUAUCGGCGAUUAGGGAAAUGAAACAUCGGUCAAGCCAAAAAUAAAAAAAAAA